AUGCCCAAUCAGUCCACCACACCGCUGGGCUUCAUGGACACCUACGCCGUCCAGGUGAUCAACGACACUGGAGAUGAGAAGAUUGCAUGCUGGGAUAUAGUCGGUCCGGGCAUUGGGUAUAGGUUUGCCAGCGAUACGUUGGCCCUGAAGGAACAGUGGAUUGCGGCCUUCCGGAGCUUCGCGCCUACAUCGCGACAGUCGGUCAACCCUAGCUCGAACCUGCCGUCGGCGACCACAUCUGGGGCGGUGGACCUGCGAGCCGAAGGGAUGAACGAGCUCGUCAGCACAGAGAAGGCGUACCUACAGAACCUCUACUCUACUAUCGAGCUGUACAAGAACAGCGAGGACCUCACGGACAUGGUGGGUCUGGCCGAGACGUACGUCCUCUUCGCAAACAUUGAAAUCCUCAGCCAAGUCAAUCGGCUCCUGUUGGCGAUGCUGGAGAAGGAGCACAAGCUGCCACCAGAACAGAACGUGGGCCGAGUGUUCCUAAGUAACCUGCAAGACCUGAACAGCAUGCUCAUCAAGCCAAUCCAGCGGAUCAGCAAGUACCCGCUUCUGUUGAGGGAAUUACUCAAGCAUACGCCCGACACGCACACCCACUACUCCGAGCUCAAGCAAGCGGUCGAACAGAUCGAAGAACUGCUGAACCUCCUCAACGACAAGCAAAGGGAUUCGGAGGCGCUCGCCAGGCUUGCUCGCAUUCACAGCUCCCUCAUCUGGAAAGACCAACAGCCGGUUCAGCUCGUCAUGCCCACCCGCAAGCUCUUGCGCAAGCAGAAGUUCUCCCGCAUCUACCGAGAGGAGCACAUCAACAAAGCCGCGCCGGGCUUGAUGAUGCUCUUCAACGAUUUGCUCAUCGUUACCAAAAAGCGCGGCCUAAAGAGGCACCGAUGCCUGAGCGCCAUCCCCCUGCGCUGUCUCAUACUGUGGGAAGGUACAACUGGGCUGGCAGCCACCCUCUGCUAG
Messenger RNA from Acanthamoeba castellanii str. Neff, 969 nucleotides. RefSeq names its product RhoGEF domain containing protein. Gene Ontology annotation, molecular function: guanyl-nucleotide exchange factor activity. Gene Ontology annotation, biological process: intracellular signal transduction. The transcript has 8 exons. Gene Ontology annotation, cellular component: cytoplasm. The coding region runs from base 1 to 969 and encodes 322 amino acids. Lineage: Eukaryota; Discosea; Longamoebia; Acanthamoebidae. The record is from RefSeq and is a predicted model, not a curated record.